This is a messenger RNA of Didymodactylos carnosus, 2193 nucleotides long. The record is from the annotation of a GenBank genome assembly. Lineage: Eukaryota; Metazoa; Rotifera; Eurotatoria; Philodinida; Philodinidae.
AUGGCUCUUGCUUGCCGAAAUCGAUUCGCAAGUCAACCAGGACGGACAGUGAAACCACAAACACCGGCUGAUGUUACUCGAUCACCAGUAAUUAAAAAGAAUAGUGAGAAGCCGUUAACCCCUACUUCCAAAGAUAAUUUCUCAAAUAAACCACAAUCAAAUAUACAUGCAAGAAAACCAGACAUCGUAACAGGGUUAGCAUCAGUAGUGCUUCCGAGGCCUACCGGUGAACCUAAAGCCAGUGCAAUGGGACAAUCGCCACUAGACAGUGUACCUACUAGUCAAUCUGAAAUAUUCUCCACCACUUCUUUGUUCGAAGAUAAAUCACAUAUCACAAAUGAGAACUUGAAAUUCUCCGAUAAAACUCCAAAAUCUAUUUCAACAGAUGCGAACUUACAAUCGAAUAUUUCAAAUCCACGUCUGGUAUCUUCUCCACGUGUGCAACCUACACAACCAACAGUACCUUUCCGUGUACCCAAAACAGUACCAAGUGACCAUAUUCAAAAUUCAUCGCUUGCAAACUCGUUAGCUAACACGUACCAACAUGUAAAAUCUCACAUCGUAGACGUUAGUGAGGCUCUCACUCGUGACCCUGUUAUACGUCGAGAUGUUUCUACAAUGUUCAACGAAUUCAAUAUUAUCUUGUGUGGUUCACCGCGAGUUGGAAAGAGUACUCUGAUCAAUGCCAUAUGCCAAAAGCAAUUGGCUAAAACAAGUGCCGGACUUGAUGCCUGCACGAAAAUAAUCUCUCGUUAUGUUCUUACAGGUAGCCACGAAAUUGACUCUGAAAUAAUCAACUAUCAAUACAACUUUUGGGAUACCCCAGGGUUCGAAAGUUGGAGUAAAAAGGACAUUCGGGAAAAUUUAGAAGCAAUUUUAAAAAAACCAAAAUCAGAUAUACUGUGCAUGAUUUAUAGUGCGUCACCGGGUAGUCACGCAAAACUUGAACAGCUAGACUGGCUACUACAUGAAUGUAUGGAGAAACAAAUAUUUUGUGCUCUUGUGUGUACGAACAAAUGGGGUGGACAGAAAGAACAACGAGACGCUGUUAUGCACGAUUUUCAAACGCUACUGGCAAAAUACCACCCUGAAACUCGAAAAGAAAAUGGUGUUAUCUACUUUGGUAAUAUGGGACUGUGCACAACGGUAAAUAGCCAGAAAUUUGAAGAUGAAGAUGCAGGCAAAAGUUUCGAGCAAUCCGGUGUUGAUGAACUCAUUUUUGGUAUUAUGGAAUCGCUCGACGACGAAAAAGUUAUACAGUGGUGUAUGGUAGUGUUUGAGAACAAAUCUUUCUGGAAGAAUGCAUUUAAUUUUCCGGAAAAACUGAAAGCAUCGAAAACGGGCACACAAUUGGGUACAAGUCAAAUGAAAAUGAAACUAUCCAACAAACAAACGAAUCGAUAUCGCCACUUAAGAGAUUCACUUGUUCAUGAACCAUCAAUUGCGAUUGUUCUUCAACAGAAAGAAAUGGAACAACAUGAUAAUCUAUAUAAAGAAUUUGAACCAAAAUAUUAUCAGCCUGACUACUAUUUAAACAAGUCGGAAAGACCCACCAAAGUCACGGUAGGGAAACCAAGCGGUCUUGAGAAAAAAUCUAAUAGUGUCCGUAUACCAGUGGGUAACCAUCACUUUAAUCAACUAUGCGAGGCUCUUGGGAAACGAUUAUCACUGCCAGCGUCUGCUUCUUCACAAACACUUUCAACAUCACAAUCGAUUAACAAUAAUGAUACCGAAACAGAAGAUAAAAUUCGAAGAUUAUUUUAUGAUGCAGACGUUAAUCAUGAUGGUUAUGUCGACGAACACGAAUUUCUUAAUUUAAUGCAAAAAUUGGGUAUAUCUGAAGAAAGUGCACGAUGUGAAUUUGAUAAAAUAAUCAAAAAAGAUGAAGCACGAUUAACUAUUGAUGAAUUUUAUCACUUUCUGUUAUCAAGAAUCACCGAUAAAUCAAAGUUAGAUUCAAAUUUAGACAACAAACAAAACGAUGCACAUCGUGUAGAGGAGUUUAAAUGUACGCUUGAACGACAAAUAUCAGAGAAAUUAGAAAAUAAUGAAGAGUUUUCAAUCCGAAUGCGAAUUAUAUUGGAAAAUAUUGAUGGUAAUAAAAUAUCUGAAUAUUUAGCACAACGUUGGAUCAACUUCAAUAAUUUUCGAAGACUUGGUAAAAGUGGUAGUUUGGUUCUGACAGGUGAGUGA